AUGCAACACUCUGGAGAAAUGCACAAAAUCAGGGUCCCCGAAGUCGCUCAUUCCCAGCCCAAACUGAGUAAUGGCCACCUCACUUUCAGGCCUACCGAGGGGACUCAAUACGUGCCGCAAGACACAGUUUACCCAGCAGCGCAGAGCCCGAGUAAUGAUCAAUCUACUUCUGUCGAACUGACUCGUCCGCGGAUCAAGAAAGAGUUUCCCGAUGAGAAUGCGCAGGUGAUCAAGACCUGGGACAAGUUCAGGCUAGUUCCCAUAAAACAAGAACCCAAUACCAGACAGGAACCUGGUAUAAAAAUGGAACCACAGGAGUUCAACGAUGAUCAGCGAGUUCAGCCCCGUCACGUCAUUGACCUCACAGAUGAAGACAAUUCAUCUAUCCGAAAAUGCCCAAGGCCACGUAUGGAAUUAUUGAUGGCUGUCCACCAGUACCAGAAGGCCGCAGAAAAGGCAGCUCAAACAGUUGAACCCCCGGUUGAGACUUUGUUCGUUCAAGACGAUAAUUCUUCACCCUCGACCCCCAACGCCAGCGAGUUCCUUGAGCCAGGCGAAGAUGAUAUUUCUGAAUUCAAUGGAUACCAGAAACAGUUUCGAAGCCUGCAAUCCCCUUCCAUGGAACAGCAGGUUGAGUUCGAAAAGCGGAGACAGGAAGAGCUUGAACGAAGGAGAAAGGUCAAGCUUGACAAGCUCUGUGACCUGAAUGUCCAAGCAGAAUUGGAAGAGACAGAAAGCGAGAAUAUCCCUUCUUCUGGCGUGGAAGAACAGCCUCAACCGAAAGAGCUGCAACCCCAAGAGCAAACCAAAGCAGAACUCAAAAAACCUAUUACAGUAAGACCACCGGGUACCCGAUUAUCGAAAUCGAAAAUGCAAAAGGCCAAAGAACUUGGCCUUGCUCAGUUGUUAUCCAAGGAAGGGGCUCGAAAGCAUGGCAAGGCCAGCGAAACUGAGCCUGAGCCAGAGCAAAACUCUGGUACAAAAGGAAAGGAGAAACAAUACCGACGUCCGCCUACGGUAUUGUCAACCGAGGAAGUCCGAAGCAUCUUCAGCAACGAUGAUAGUUGCAAAAAAGGAAAAGAUCCGUUACCCCCAGGGUUUGUCUCUACGGAGAAAAACAAGCAAAAAGCCUUCAAAGAGAUGCUCGCCAGUAUUCCAGUUGCAGAAAAGGCUGGAGCACGUGCAGACAUAUCCCUGCUGGAUGAAGCGACGCGAACUUUUAACCCAUCAGCAAGGUCAGACGGGCAAGGGAAAUGGAAGGUCAGAGGGCUGCAAACCAGCCUUAUGGUGAACCAGAUAUUGGCUGCUUCCUGGAUGUGCAAACGUGAAACCUCUCUGAGCAAGCCCAAUGGCGGCUUACUCUGUGAUGUGAUGGGCUUCGGUAAGACUCUGUCAGCACUCGCAUGCAUCGUGAACCGAAAGAUUCCAUCUCAGCCAGAAGGCCCCACUCUAAUUAUCGCCCCGAGAAAUCUGAUACAGACCUGGAUGUCGCAAAUUCGACAACAUUGUAAUCGUGGGGCUGCCGGGAGCGUCAUUGCACAUUGCUCUGGUGCACGCGUGGAAACUGAUGACCUCGCCCACCAUCUCAAACAGCAUGGCAUUGUAUUGACAACAUACCAGGAGAUAUCUUCCUCGUAUCCCGAUCUAAAGCCAUCCCCUGGAUUCAGGACUGAUGACUCUAUCAAAGAGUGGUGGAACCAGGAAUAUGGAAAAAUAGGUGUCUUCCAUCAAAUAAACUGGCACAGGAUCAUUCUCGAUGAGGCACACAUUAUCAGGAACAGGACCACCAGAACGUCGAUUGCGGUUCGUGCUCUAAGUGGGAACUUCAAAUGGGCUUUAACUGGAACUCCUUUGCACAACUCCGUUGAUGAGCUCUAUUCUCUAUUCGCGUUCAUUGAAGUGCCCAACAGCCAUCCUUACCACGUGUUCAUGCACAACUUUUGCGACGGGUCGAAUGAUGCGAAGGACCGCUUGAUUAACAUGCUUCGCGCUGUAAUCCAUCGCAAAACCCACGAAAGCCGUCAUAUGGGAAGACCCCUUAUUGAGCUCAAAAGAUUCGGUCUAAAAGAGGUCAAAGUCGAUUUCUACCCAGUCGAAAGGCAGAUCUACAAUGCGAUUACGGAGAGGUUCAUUGAGAGAGUCAAUGCUUCUCGAAAGAAAUCCCAGAGCAAAUGCAUUUUGACUAUGAUCCUAAAGUUGCAAAUGUUCACCAGCCAUCCACUUGCCGGAGAAGAUUACCUCAAGCGAGUGUGUAAUUUCAACAACACACUGGAUGCGCAGCUAAAGACCUGGGUGAAAGAUGAAACAAGUACAGGCCCAUCUCCAUCAAGCAGGAUUGCGAAGUGCUGUCUUUCAGGGAGAUACCAAACCAAUAUGCCUAUGGCUCCUCUGCGGUCUCGGACAGAAAGCGAAAACCUUCGACCACGGCCACCUGGAAAUUGCGCGAAGCUUGUUUCCAAGUUCAAGGCCAAAAUAGAAGCUCUCUGGAAGGAAAAAGACUUCUAUGAGAGUGAUCAUCGCACCUGGUUCUGUCCUGGCUGCGAGGGGCUUCCAACAAGGGCGAUUAUCACGGACUGUCAACAUCUUUAUUGCGAAGAAUGCUUCGACGCACUCGAUGAUGAAGAAGGAAAUACGGAUGGUGUCAGUCGACAGUGCCGUACUUGCAAAAUUGCCAUUAAAAAGGCUGCAUUAUACGGUAUCUACGAUGACUUCGAUACACCUCCACUGGAGGAUGCUGAGUUUUCUGAACUGGCAGGCCAGCAAAAGCGACCAGCCACGUCAGAGACAACAAGAACGGCAAAUGAAGGCCGAACCAAAAAGCGCCGAAAGGAUAAAUAUCCCGGUUCCACUUUCUCAGAAUGGUUGUUGGCCGAUGAGACCCUAAGUGCAUUCGACAACGAAAGCGAACGUGGGAGCCAAGACGAAGUGCGAGACAAAACCCCCGAUGAGGAUGAUGUUCCCUGCGAGAAAGAAGAGGUCGACCAAGGACAAGAUUGGAUAGCGAAAUUUGGGAGAUCGAUGCCAGGCGCCAAAUUUGAUGCGAUUACAGUUCAAGUCAAAGAGUGGCUCGAGAAAGACAGCACAGCCAAAAUCGUGAUUUUCACACAGUACAUCAAUAGCAAUAGGCUUUUACGGUACCUUUGUGAAGAAAAUGGGUGGAAAUGCUCCCAAAUGACGGGCCGAAUGGCUAAUAGAUCACGAGAAAUCAAUCUGAGCAACUUCCGGGAUGACGAUGAGACCAAGAUCAUGAUUGCUUCCAUCAAAACUGGGGGUCUAGGUCUUGAUUUCUCUGUGGCCAACAAGUGUAUCUUGGUGGAUCUAUGGUGGAAUGAGGCUGUCCAAGACCAGGCAUUCUUUCGUCUCUGGCGUCUUGGCCAACAACGAGAUGUCGAAUGUAUCAUGCUCAUGGUCAAAGACUCUAUUGAUGAUUGGAUGGAUAAGACCCAGAAGCGGAAAGCUAAGGAGAUCGGCGAAGUUAUGAGUCAGAAUGUUCUCAUGGACCGGAAUACACUCAAAGAGCUGCUGGAGAUGUUUGGUGAAGUCACUGAGGAUCCAAAGAAGGGAUUCGCCGUCCAUUUGCAAUCCAAAAACGCGUCGAACUCCGCGCCUAAAGCCAGUGCCAAAGGAAAGGUUACUCGAUCUGCGCCUCCUAAGAAACAGAAUUAG
Molecule: messenger RNA, 3666 nt
Organism: Penicillium concentricum
Lineage: Eukaryota; Fungi; Ascomycota; Eurotiomycetes; Eurotiales; Aspergillaceae
Product: putative SNF2 family helicase
Exons: 12
Coding region: 1-3666 (1221 amino acids)
Molecular function (GO): ATP binding; ATP-dependent chromatin remodeler activity
Source: RefSeq, a predicted model, not a curated record